Haliotis rubra (blacklip abalone) is the source of this 786-nucleotide messenger RNA. Its product is annotated as leucine-rich repeat extensin-like protein 3. The record is from RefSeq and is a predicted model, not a curated record. Lineage: Eukaryota; Metazoa; Mollusca; Gastropoda; Lepetellida; Haliotidae. The coding region runs from base 1 to 786 and encodes 261 amino acids. The transcript has a single exon.
AUGUCUAUGCCGCACCCACCAUACAUCCAGAUGUCAAAGCCCCAUCCAGUGAGCAUCCAGAUGUCUAUGCCGCACCCACCAUACAUCCAGAUGUCAAAGCCCCAUCCAGUGAGCAUCCAGAUGUCUAUGCCGCACCCACCAUACAUCCAGCUGUCAAAGCCCCAUCCAGUGAGCAUCCAGAUGUCUAUGCCGCACCCACCAUACAUCCAGAUGUCAAAGCCCCAUCCAGUGAGCAUCCAGAUGUCUAUGCCGCACCCACCAUACAUCCUGCUGUCAAAGCCCGAUCCAGUGAGCAUCCAGAUGUCUAUGCCGCACCCACCAUACAUCCAGAUGUCAAAGCCCGAUCCAGUGAGCAUCCAGAUGUCUAUGCCGCACCCACCAUACAUCCAGAUGUCAAAGCCCGAUCCAGUGAGCAUCCUGAUGUCUAUGCCGCACCCACCAUACAUCCAGCUGUCAAAGCCCGAUCCAGUGAGCAUCCAGAUGUCUAUGCACCCACCAUACAUCCUGCUGUCAAAGCCCGAUCCAGUGAGCAUCCAGAUGUCUAUGCACCCACCAUACCCACCAUACAUCAUCAGAUGUCAAAGCCCCGAUCCAGUGAGCAUCCUGAUGUCUAUGCCGCACCCACCAUACAUCCAGCUGUCAAAGCCCCAUCCAGUGAGCAUCCAGAUGUCUAUGCCGCACCCACCAUACCUCGAGAUGUCAAAGCCCCAUCCAGUGAGCAUCCAGAUGUCUAUGCCGCACCCACCAUACAUCCAGAUGUCAAAGCUCAAUCCAGGAUACUAUUAA